AUGGGUCCUACCACCGUCACUCGAGGCCGCAAUGAUGUGCAGCUAGCACAAAAUGUGGCUGGAGCGGAUUUCAAAGACUUCAGCUAUGAGGUGCGAGUCACGUCUCCAAGUAACGGAGAGGAGAAUCCUGAUGAGAUCACUCUUGAGACCUGGCAUGCAGACGAGGCUCAAAAAUCGGCCAACGUGGUGACCCAGGAUGCACCUCGAGGUAUGCAGCAGGCAGAGGCUGCAGCGUUGGCUUGGAGUAAGAAGAUUGCCUAUCUCACUUAUGCCCUGAUCUGGCUCUCCUUCUUUAUGCUAGCCCUACAAUCCUCAAUUAGCAGCAAUGUGAUCCAGAAUGCCUACGCCACCUUUGAAGCUGCCCCUCAAGUGAGCACUGCAAGCAUUGCAGCCAGCGUGAUCAGCGGUGUCGUCAGACUCCCAGCUGCGAAGUUGUUGAACGUCUGGGGAAGAACAGAAGGAUUUCUAGUCUUCGUCGGUGUUUACCUCCUUGGACUUGUCAUUCUUGCAGCGUGUAACAACCCCAGCUCCUAUGCAGCCGGUUACGUGCUCUACUGGGUCGGCUAUGAUGCGGUUUAUCUCAUUCUCGAUGUAUUCAUGGCCGAUACUGCCGGGAUGCGUAACCGAGCCUUUGCCUUUGGUUUCGCCAGCACUCCUUUUAUCUGCACGGCAUUCACCGGCCCCUUGGCAGCAGAGUCAUUCAUCAAGACAGCAUCAUGGCGCUGGGCAUACGGUGUCUUUGCUAUUGUGAUGCCAUUUGUAUUCAUUCCUCUGGCCGUGAUAUUCAAAUUCUACCAACGAAAGGCGGAGAGUAUGUAUAUCUACGGUCGGGAGCCGAGUGGUCGGACUGUUCUUGAAUCAAUAGUCCAUUACUUUCACGAAUUUGAUGUAAUCGGUGCAUUUCUCUUGACCGCCGCCUUCCUCCUCCUUCUCCUCCCAUUCAGUCUCGCAUCAUACGGACGCGCCGAGUAUAAGAGUGCCACUUUCAUCUGUAUGAUUGUCAUCGGAUUUGUGCUGUUCUUUGUGUUUGGCCUCUGGGAGCGAUUUGGGGCGCGCAAUCACUUCAUCAAAUGGCGAGUAUUCAAGCAGCCCACGGUAGUAGGGGCCUGCGGUCUUGCAGGGUGCCUCUUCUUUAGUUACUACACUUGGGAGCUUUACUUCUACAACUUCUGCAUGGUUGUCUACGAGCUGAGCAUCGGCAUGGCCGGCUACGUCGGGCAGAUCUACAACGUGGGCUCAUGCUUCUGGUCUGCUGUCUUCGGUAUAGCUGUCUAUCUCACACGGCAGUUCAAGUAUACCUGUUUGGGAUUCGGACUACCCCUGGUCUUACUUGGGGCAGGGUUGAUGAUCCACUUUCGAUCGGCUGGUGGAGGCAUCGGGUAUAUUGUGAUGUGUCAGAUAUUCAUUGCCUUUGGUGGUGGCACCCUAGUCAUCGGUGAAGACAUGGCAGUCAUGGCUGCCUCAGAUCGUGAGGGUGUCCCCAUGAUGCUUUCCUUGAUUGGUCUCUUCUCGAGUCUGGGCGGUGCCGUAGGCUAUGCAGUUGCGGCUGCGAUCUACACCAACACCUUCCCUGGUGCACUGAGGGAUGCAUUACCCGAGGGCAGCAAGGACAAAGCGAUGGAGAUCUACGUGGGCGGGUAUAUCACGCAGCUCAAGUAUCCCGUUGGUUCCGCUAUUCGUGAUGCCAUUAAUACGGCCUACGGCGUCUACAUGAAAUACGCGUGUAUUGCAGCUGUGGUAGCGAUGGCCCUGGGGAUCCCCUGCGUGGCCAUGUGGAAGAACUUCCGGCUGAACAAGCCACAGAACAAGGGCGAGGUGAUCUGA
Molecule: messenger RNA, 1824 nt
Organism: Aspergillus welwitschiae
Lineage: Eukaryota; Fungi; Ascomycota; Eurotiomycetes; Eurotiales; Aspergillaceae
Product: major facilitator superfamily domain-containing protein
Exons: 3
Coding region: 1-1824 (607 amino acids)
Biological process (GO): transmembrane transport
Molecular function (GO): transmembrane transporter activity
Source: RefSeq, a predicted model, not a curated record